Messenger RNA from Diabrotica virgifera virgifera (western corn rootworm), 963 nucleotides. Its product is annotated as transmembrane protease serine 4. Lineage: Eukaryota; Metazoa; Arthropoda; Insecta; Coleoptera; Chrysomelidae. Gene Ontology annotation, molecular function: serine-type endopeptidase activity. The transcript is spliced from 6 exons. Gene Ontology annotation, biological process: proteolysis. The record is from RefSeq and is a predicted model, not a curated record. Bases 109 to 852 code for a protein of 247 amino acids.
UAGCUAAGUUACUACAUAAGAGUGCGGCACAGUACCUUACACAUUAUACUUCCAUAUUUUCUUAAAUAUCUAAUAUUUUCAAAAUUUGGAACGAUUUUCGUGUUUAAAAUGGAAAAUGUUACAUGGAGUAUUGCAUUAUUAAUUUGUACUUUACUGGUUAACAACAAUCCUCUUGCAGAUAAUCACCUUAGAAUAUUUGGUGGAUAUGAGGCUAAGAUAGAGGACCACCCCUGGAUAGUUUCACUUCAAUAUAAUUCUAGCCAUACCUGUGGUGGGUCUCUGUUGAAUGACGAUACGGUUCUUACAGCAGCUCACUGCUUUAGACGCCCACACCAAUGGAGUUUAUAUUCUAUCCUGGCAGGAACUCAUGAUAUAACUCAGCCAGGAACGAAAAUUCAAGUUAAAGAUGUAAAAAUACAUGAAUGGUACAUAUCUUUCUUGUUUAUUAAUGAUAUAGCAAUUAUUAAGUUAGCACAAAAAGUUGAAUUUUCCAAUAAGAUUCAACCAGCACGUUUACCAAAUCAAGAUGACCAAUUACCAGAGGGGGCGCCUAUUUUAGCUGCUGGUUGGGGACUAACCGAGGUAAAUGGGACUGCUGCAUCAGAUGUUCUCAAAGCAGCCAAAAUAGAAGUUCUACCACAUACAACUUGCAAUAUCCUAAAAUUGUUACGCAAAGUAAUAUGUGCUGGAAAUAGAACAAACGGUGUUUAUAUGGGUGAUUCAGGAGGUCCUUUAGAACAUGAUGGUGUAGUUGUAGGUGUUGCAUCGUAUGUAAUUGGUGAGUCAAUGUAUGGAGGAUUUACCAGUGUCGCCGAUUACCGUACAUGGAUAAGCAGAACCACCGGUAUCUAAUUUGCCAACAGUAACAUUUUUUUGAGAAUACAAUCAUGGGACUUGGUUUUUGUUAUGAAAGACUUAUGUAAAUAUUGUUCAUUUCUCAAUAAAUUUUGAUUCAAAUAGAAA